AGUUGACCCGUUUUGUUAUCAGGGCAAAAACAUCAGAGUGUAGAUAAAAAUGAACGGCCGCGCGCGCAUCUCCAUAAAGGAUCUACGUGUCACUCCCCCUGUCAGACGUCGCAGAUGCCGCGAGAUUUUCAGAAGGAGCGGAGCUGCGCGCCGCACCACCACGGCGCUCCUGUCCUCCCUGUAUCCUCGACCCCCCCUCAGGCUGAAUUCAGGAAUAAAAGGGGGGCCUUUCUUCGCUCCUUCUCCUCCUGCUGACCGAGAAGCUGCUUUCUCCGAGCUUUGAGGUGGACGCGCGGAGGAGGAGACGCCGCGGAGGCUACGAGGGGACACAUGAGAUGAGCGCCGCUUUCGCUGCGGGCGCUGAAACACUAAACCUUUCCUGGAAACGGAUUCCAGGAACCUCCGUCAGAACGAACCGAGCCGAGCCUGCAGGAGCCGCGCUCGUGCGCCGACAUGUCUCCGCUUCCCGCCGCUGGAUGGAAUAAACGCGCAGACCGGACCCAACUUUUGUAAAGGCUUUUGGUUGUUGAUCAGAGGUCUGCUGUCCUUUAGCUAUGGUUGCCCGGACAGGGACCAUUCUGUACCAUGAGGGACGAGAGGGGUCCUGCUGUCCCCACCCUUCUCCUCCACCCUGGGACCCAGCAGAAGACCUCCGCUGCAUCACCACCACCUUUCAGUACCUCCAGGCUUCAGGUUGGUACUGGGGUUCCAUCAGCGCAGGUGAAGCCAGAGAAGCUCUUCUGACAAAGUCUGAAGGCACCUUCCUGCUGCGGGACAGCAGUCACCCCCAGUUCAUGCUGGCUCUGUCCGUGAAGACCCGCUGUGGACCCACCAGCGUGCGCAUAGAUUACAACAGGGGCUGCUUCUGGCUGGAUUCCAUUUCUCGAGGCGCGCCUCACCUGAAGUCCUUCUCGGACGUUCUCAGCCUCAUCCAGCACUACACCGUCUCCGGCCAGACGCCGCAGGACCUGGCGUCGUUCAAGACGAAGCCCAAUCCUUCGCAGCACACCGCCAAAGACGCUGGAGUACCUCUCAAGCUGGUGCGUCCACUGCACAGGCGGGACGGUUUCCCUUCUCUGCAGCACCUCGCGCGUCUAACCAUCAACAAACAAACAAACUGCCCCGACCAGCUUCCCCUUCCAAAGCCUUUGCUGCGCUUUCUGCAGAAUUAUCCUUUCUUUGUAUGAGGAUGUUUGUCUGUCGGAUAAGAGAACACAAACGCACCAGAACUUUGCCAGGAUUUCUCUCCAUGACCUCAAGCUGUGACUCCUGCAGCAAAGGAAGAUUCAAGAAAGGACUAAUGGUUCCAGGCUUCAAUAAUCAUGGACGAUCUCCGUUUUUUCAUCUGCGCAAGAAGAAAACUUUGUUUAAAUUCUUUUUACAUGGCUGACCCUUGCUACUGUGAAGUGCUGAAAUGUAAGUUGGUGUUUUUGUGAUGCUUCUGUGCUCAGUUUCAGGUGAUAAGUUAGUAGAAAAAGUGACUGCUUUGGGAUUCCAGCAAAGAAGCUCAUUUAGCAAUUUAUGCUUUUUGGCGAAAUGUAAAAACUGAAAUAAAUAUCACAGAAAUAACAAUUUCAGGUGUGCAUGUAUGGAAGAUGGAGAAGUAUUUUUACUUUCUUUUUUUAUUUUGUAAAAGUAAUAUAAUUGAAAACAAAACAGACAGUAUUCACACUGAUGAGGGGCGUGACUAUAGCACUCACUAAUGUCCCAGUUUGCACGGAUCAUCAUUCGUGCUUAUUGGACACUAAAAUGUGCAAAAGCAAAUGUCUAAAUCUGACGUUUUAGGGGAAAAUUAUGGAUUUUUAUGCAACAAAGGAUAAACAAACUGAAAGAAAAACAUCAGUUCAUGUAGUUUAGACUACACUAUCACAAAUAUGAACAAAUUAUUUAUUUUGUAGGGGAAACAAAAAUGUCUUCUUGAGCACCAAAACAAUCUAAAGUCAUCCUCUGUCUUCUGAAAGGAAAUAAAACGUACGUUGUUAUUUCAUUACCGGCAUCAGGGGUCUUCAGUUAAAAACCAAAGCUGAUAAAAGAGCAUCUGUUUGGGAAUUGGUUUAAUUCCCAGAACAGAAUCAUUUUUUUUUAGGGGAUUCAGAGAACUGAGCCUACUUUCCCUCAUUUUAAUCACUGGUCACUUCAACAUGCAGAUGCAUGUGAGGUAUUACAGUUUUCGUGGAAACACAUCUGAGUUGGUUUCCACGAAUAGGAACUGAGCAGCACUGAGAAAGCCUCUUAUCGGGAUUAGAGUUAAGAGCUCCUGUUAUUAAUACAUUGCUGUGCCAAUUGAAAACUGAGAAUCUUUGUCUGUUUGUCCCGCCUUUCCUCAACCUACCGGCCAAAAAAAA
Messenger RNA from Oryzias melastigma (Indian medaka), 2345 nucleotides. Its product is annotated as cytokine-inducible SH2-containing protein. The transcript is spliced from 3 exons. Bases 555 to 1187 code for a protein of 210 amino acids. Gene Ontology annotation, cellular component: phosphatidylinositol 3-kinase complex. Lineage: Eukaryota; Metazoa; Chordata; Actinopteri; Beloniformes; Adrianichthyidae. Gene Ontology annotation, biological process: intracellular signal transduction; phosphatidylinositol phosphate biosynthetic process. The record is from RefSeq and is a predicted model, not a curated record. Gene Ontology annotation, molecular function: 1-phosphatidylinositol-3-kinase regulator activity.